This is a messenger RNA of Cyclocybe aegerita, 1290 nucleotides long. NCBI's taxonomy places the organism in Eukaryota, Fungi, Basidiomycota, Agaricomycetes, Agaricales, Hemipholiotaceae. The record is from the annotation of a GenBank genome assembly.
AUGACCAUAGCGAACUACGUCCACUCGACGGCUUUGGCGGAGUUGUCGAGUGAAAGUGCGAGUACCGUGUUCGGAGGAAAUUUUGUUUCACUGCUGGGGGCAGCUGCCAUUCAGAACUAUUCUGCUCUUUCUGCGUUCAUCUUGCUCGUGUGGGACUACGUGGAUACUCUAACGGAUGAAGUGCACUAUAUCUGGGGCCAGCGUUUGACGCCAGUAAAGUUCGCCUUUCUGUUCGCCCGGUACUACGGCCUCGCAUCGCAGUUCACGAACUACGUCCUAUUAAUGACCCGAUUGUCGAGGAUGCCCGUCGAUCAUCAGAUGUGCAAGGGAUGGUAUGGAUUUCAGACAGUAUCAUUCUGGCUGCUCUAUACCUCCAGCGACCUAGUCCUGAUGAUGAGAGUUUACGCCCUGUACAAGCAUUCGCAGAACAUUGGAAUGUGUCUCCUCUUCCUACAUACCAUGGAGGGCAUUGUCGUCAGCCUCGUUGGUUGGCACACGCUCGAACAUAUUCAAUUCAAUGCCGCCUGCGAUGCGAUUUCCAUACCACCUGACGUGAUAGCUUUUGCAACGGUCGUCAUCGUGUCGCAGUGCGUGGUUUGGGUGCUGACUUACUACAAACGCAACGUUGGCCAUGGACAGAGCGUGCCUGUUGUGGAUGUCGUCAUUCGGGAUGGGCGAUUGGCUUGGUUCGUUGUUUGUGGUAUGUCACCCGAGAAGUUCCUAGUGACGUACGGAUCGACUGACGCCUACUCGAGUUAUUAUUGCUGCGACUGUUCUUCCUUCUUUCUGCCGCCAGGUUGUGAAACCCCAUCUCUUAUUUUCAUGGCCUAUUACUGUGUUGUCAGUAGGGACAUGCCGCUUGGUUCUGAAUAUUCAAAAAUCGCUUCAAGUGGUGCAACUUUCAGUAGCAUUGCCCCGAGCCUGGCCAGCCGCUCGGGCUCCCAUUUCUCCUCCGAGCCCAAUCCAUUCGCUUUUGAUUGGCACAAUACCCCUGCCUACGCCCGCUCCGCCUCUUCCAUCGCUAAAUCAGAAAACGCCAACGCCAAUUCCAUACCAAGUUCCCCCAGCAUCCCCUCCCUUCACUUUGAUGGAAGGUCAUCGAUAUCGCGGACCAAGCACCCGACUGAGCUAUGCCGGUUAGAGCAUAUCGACAGCAGGGUCAGCAGCUGCCAGAGCUCGGCGAAAGCUAGGAGCUGGCAUAGCAGCUGUGACAUCGAAAUUGGCAGCGAGUGCACAAACACAAGUAUGGACUCUGCCGAGCUGAGAGAGUACUGGAACGAACUUCUGUAA